Molecule: messenger RNA, 3013 nt
Organism: Athalia rosae (coleseed sawfly)
Lineage: Eukaryota; Metazoa; Arthropoda; Insecta; Hymenoptera; Athaliidae
Exons: 7
Coding region: 178-1992 (604 amino acids)
Cellular component (GO): membrane
Source: RefSeq, a predicted model, not a curated record
UAUUCGGGAUGGGAUUGGGAUUGGACGACAGAAAUGGGAAUGUGGGUGCUGUCAAGUUGAUUUUACGUGUAUCAGCUGGUGACUGUGAUUUAAAUGACAGUUAAUAUGUGUUGAACUAAUUCGGAUAAGCAACAUUGUUGACGGUGGACGGUAUAUAAUGAGAUAACGAAACGCAGAAUGAGAUACAGCGGAGUCCUCAGCUAUGCGGUGCUCACGCUAAAUCUGCAUCUUACUGGUCAAGUCGAAGGCAGCGGUACUUGCAGAGACUUACAGGGUCGCUCAUUUGAGACAGGAUUUCACUAUAGUCCAGGUCCGGAUGCAUGCACGCUUUGUGUCUGUGACAAUGGCAAUCCAAAAUGGUGUAAAGCUGUGCUGUGCUCACAACCACAGGACUGCAAGUCGUUCCGCGUCGGUAACACUUGCUGCGAGUUCAUCUGCAUGGACGACACCUUGUCUGUCGGCGGCGAUGGAAGUGGAGGAAACGGUGGUAACAUGAGUGAUGGAAGUGCUACCGGUGACAUUGGACUUCGGCUGGUUGCCAGUUGCGUCACUGUGAUAUUGUCGCUAUCCCUCAUAUUUUUUUUAAUCCAUCGUCUUCGACAGCGUAAAAUUCGCGUUUGUGUGGCAGGAAGACAGAGCCGCCAAUUAACUGACGAACAGAGAAGUUUGGGGAGUAUGGGAUAUUUGGAGAGAGGAGGAUUAUCGCACGGUGGACCUCCCGACGACAUGUCCUGUGGAGGUGGUUAUCCACUUUGGAAACCUCCAGACAAUUAUUUUCCCCGAGGAGAGGCUCCACCUCCAUACGAAGAAGCAGUGGCUGCUGCGCGAGCAGAGCAAGCGCUGCUAUCUUCAAGCCCGCAUGCUCUGUCUCCGUUGAAUUUUCAGGGUGCUUACUUAUCAGUAAAUCAUAGCACUCAUCCUUCGGUAGCUACAGUGACCAAUAGUCAAAUUGGCUUGUCAGUUACAACGCCAAAUCUCUCAAAUAGCCAUGGAACUUCCACGUCUCCAAUGAUGUCUUCCAUGAAUCGACCUUUGAGUAGCCCUAAUGCUCAUUCAAAUUCGCACCAAGUUGAUCAGAACGAAUCUCUAACAACCGGACCAUAUGCCAGUAGCUCUAUAACGAGCUUCAACAUCGGUCCAAAUACUUAUGAAAAUCUUCCACCACCCAGUAUUAUCGCAAAUCCGACUCACAAUGUCGUUGCUCCAGGCAAUGUUUUACCUUUACCUGGUUCACACUCGACUAUACCAAAAGCUUAUCAUCAUCACACAACCCUCCCACGUCAGGGAGGGGCAUUUACAAUAUCAGCUACAUUGCCUAGCUCUGGUACAUCCAACCAUCGUACCAUUCCUAGGACUUUGGCCACCAGUGGCAGUCUCAGAUUGAGAAGAGAAUUUACAACGCAUCAAUCCGUCGCUCCGCUAUUUGAUACUCCGCCUCGCAAUAUAUCUCCCCAAAAUACUCCUCAAUCAGCACCACCCAUCUCAACUGGCAAUGACAAUUCCAUCAGGUCUGACGCCUUCUACGACGAUGUACUCGUCGGAUUACCGUCAGCUUUACCACAGGUAGAGGCGGAGCCACCUCAACCCACUACCAAUACAACAAAUUGUGAAUUUAAGCCCACGAUCGCUUCAGCUAGUGAAGUUAACCAGGAUGGAAGCAUCGAAUCUGUGGCAUGUGCUUGCAGCAUGCAAGCUCUGCCGACAAUGCAUGACGAUGCAGAUGAUUAUCGCAGUGAAUGUGAAAAUUGCAAGAGUGCAAAUGGUUCGCGAUAUUAUUUGGACAACCAAGAUGAAUUAGUUACCUCUCCACACGAAACUAUGACGUUACAUCGUAGACCGGAAGAAACGCCGUUAGGGACUACACCCCAGUAUUAUCGAACUUCCUUAACACUGCCUACAAGUACACGUCAACGUACAAGGAGCACUGGAGCUCGUGAAAAUUGGUUCAGCUCAAUGCCUGAGAGCUCUACCGAGUCUUCGGACGAAGAUUAAGAUAUAACAAAUGAAAAAAAUAUAAAAAAAAAACUCGUUGUUGUUCAUAAUAUUAGGUAUUAAAAACUCUACGUGCAAUGAAUGGCGUAAUAAGCGAGUGCCAAAUGUAUAUCCAGACUUCACCGUAAUAAGUAAUUCAUACAUACCUACCUUACCUGUUACCUAAUACCAGUAUUAAAUAUUUAAUUUUAGAGUCAGCAAUUUUGAUAUUUUCAUUCUAACAGUGUCAUAUUUUAGGAAUAAUUCAGCGAGUUAGUGCAAACAAGGUAUAAGCUAUAAGAUUCGAUUCGUUAUUUGGAAACGACGUUGAAAGAUGCACUUAUAAUUUUUUUGCGCAAACUCCCUCAAUUAAAAAAAUUUCGAAAAAAUCACAUUUAUUAUGUCUAUUACUACACGUUGCAGCAUGGAGACAAAAACAAAUGAUCGUUAACACUUAAGGAAAAAUUUUUAAGAUAGAUAUCUGUUCAAAUACAUAAUUAGUAGCUGGUGGAUAACAAAAAAAGUAAAUGAAGAAAUAAUAAUAAUAAAAAUAAUAAUGAUGAUACUAAUAAUAAUAACAACAAUAAUAAUAAUUACUGUUCUAGUUUUCACAAAUUACUUAUGAAAUAUUGUUAGUUAAUCGAAGCAUCUUCAGCUUUGUGGAUAAGUACCUUAUUAUAGUUCUCGAGAUGUUGUUGCCCAUGCGUAAACAUUAUUUCCAUUAUAUAAAAAGUUUGACACUGCGGUCAGAAGUGUCUGCUUUUCACAUUAUGUAUAUUGGAAUAGAAUAUGAUAUUCGAAUGCAACAGCGUCGCUACCCAAAAAAUCUUUUACCAUCCCAAUGCUGCAAGGGGGUGAAGGCGACGGUGCCAAAACAAUGCUGGAAUAAAAAUAAAUGUUAUAAGCGAACGGCAUAAGCCAGUAUCGGAUGGAAGAAAGUUGUCACGUUUUUAUCAUUUCAGAAUUUUAUUGGUUGACAUUUAAUAUAGACUUAAUAUUAAGACGUGUUCAGGUAUGAAUAAAAGAAAAUUAACAAAAAAAA